AUGAGUUCCUGGAAAAGUAAUACAGUCCUUAAAACUGGAGAGCAUCAAACUAUUAUUUCACAGAAAAGUAUAAUUUCUCUUACUGCUCAAAAUGCCGAAAUAGUAGCGAUGGACGAUCUUGACAUUAAACGUCUGUUGGAUGUAGUUUCGGUCCAUCAACCUGCCACCCUUUAUUCCGACAUAGUGCUGAACGGAACGGUUUUCACCAAUGGAAUAGUCGUAAAUGGUAAAAUUGAUGGAGUGAACCGCAAUGCUCCAUUGAACUGGCUACGCUAUGGAGUAAAUCAAAAUUUAUCCGGAAAUGUUGAAAUUCGAGGAUCGCUGGAUGUAGGUGACUAUCGACAAGAUUCUUGGAUGGUGAACGCUGUCGAUUUGAACGUAUUGCUCCAAGAUGCAGUUCGUAUUAAUGACCUUAAAGAGUUUUCCUCCCUUAAAUUUGAUCAUAUUGUUAUAGAUGACCUGAAAGUGGAAGGCCUUAUUCAAGGACAUAAUGUCACUGAAGAACUCGUACUGUAAGACUCUGAUGUUCAUCCAACUAUUUUGGGUGUUAAAUCUUU
Messenger RNA from Daphnia pulex (common water flea), 557 nucleotides. RefSeq lists its product as uncharacterized. The record is from RefSeq and is a predicted model, not a curated record. The coding region runs from base 1 to 516 and encodes 171 amino acids. The transcript is spliced from 4 exons. NCBI's taxonomy places the organism in Eukaryota, Metazoa, Arthropoda, Branchiopoda, Diplostraca, Daphniidae.